GUAAGACAUGACCUCACCCUCAUGCUCCAAAACUUGAAGCUGAUGACUACUACUACACUAGUAGUAAACUACAGGCUGUACAGCAACUGGGUGGGUACAGUAUGUACCUAGUCUUGGUACCUCGAUAACCCACAGCUCAGCUAUCAAUCCCACCUAUCUAAAGUUCCCUCUUCUUCGUAUACAUCCAUGAAAUACGUAAGGUCAAUUGAAGUUCCGUUUACCUCACAUACAUGUACAUCGCAAUAUUGUCUCCAUUGUUCAUCGACGCCAAGUAUCUUGAGACUACGAACGCUAUCUACCUAGUAGUAGAAUACAAUAAUAUCUAAAUAACGCCACUCCUCAUAGUCGAACCUUACAGCAUACUCAGUUCAUCGGCGCCUUCAUUCGUUCACGCACAGUACCCCCUCCCCCGCCCCCCGUCGUCAUCGCCGUUAUAUCACAGACGCACAUCGCAAUAGUCCAUAAUCAAAUGUGUUCUGGCUUACUAGAGAACCGUCGUCUUUGAUAUCUUACUUUUAAACUUAUCUUUGUUCGGCGCGUUACUUUAGACGCAGAACUGAUUCACUAUGUGGAACGAUGAAGAAGACAAUAACCCUUAUGGGACAAGCUUCGACCGUCGCGACUCUAUCACUUCAUCUUCUGCAAACCCUACUUCCCCAGGCUCUCAUGACUACCAACAUCGCUUCGAGACACCCAACACUCCAUCCUCUACUAGCGAAGAUGCGCCACCGCUCCCGACCUAUGGGCGACAGCUUGCCGAGCCAGAGAGUGACGACGAGUAUGGUGCUCAGUCUCGGGACCAUGAAGCGCCACGAAGGAAGCCAGGCGGUUAUGAUAGCCGCAUCGAGCAAAUCCUCUAUGAAAACCCCGAGCUUCCCAUCCUAAUCACCGAUGCUGGGAAGAGCACAGAAAGUGGUGGUAAAUACAUUGUUUACACUAUUAGAACAGGCGACCUCGAAGUUCGACGUCGAUACUCUGAAUUCGCAUCGUUACGUGAUGCGCUAACUAGGCUUCACCCAACUCUAAUCGUUCCUCCAAUCCCCGAGAAGCAUACUAUGGCAGACUAUGCCGCAAAUCCAACCAAUGCAAAGCAAGAUCAGCAGAUUAUCGACUUGCGGAAACGCAUGCUAGCAGUCUUCUUGAACCGCUGUCGACGUAUGGAGCAAGUGCUCAAUGAUGGGGUCUUAUGGAGAUUCCUGGACCCAAACGUCAGCUGGAAUGAGGUUUUGCAUUCACACCCUAUUGCGUCUAUUCCGAAGUCCAUUAUGAAAGCACCACCACUAGAUACCGCAAAUCCCACGCCGGCACACUCGUAUCUUCCAGUCCCGGCUUCCUCGGCCAGGCUAAAGACACCCGUGAACCAGCCACCAGGUCCCGUCUUCGAUAGCGCAGGCACAGUCGCUUCUCAACUCCUCCGUCGUUUUCCUCCUGAAGCCCAUAGCCUAAAUGAGCAGGAGCUAGAUCCCUAUUUCAUCACUUUCGAGGCUUCUAUCAAGGAACUGGAACAAGCACUGAUGGGCCCGAUGGAGAAGGUGAACCGGCGCACACUCAAUCACUUGAGUUCUCUAUCCACAGAUCUAUCUGACCUGGGCGCCAAGUUCAACGCCUUUGCGCUAUCAGAGCCCUCGCCCUCUCUCGCCGCGGCGAUUGAGCGAGUGGGUCAAGCUGCAGACUCGUCAUACAUUGCAACGGAAGAGCUAUCAAGUUCGCUCGGGGCGAGCUUUGCUGAGCCCAUGAGGGAAAGUGCACAGUUUGCAGGCGUAGUUCGAAAUGUACUACGGUAUAGGAUUUUGAAGAGGGUGCAACAGGAGUUGGCUAAUGAGGAGCUUGUGAAGAAGAAGGCUCUCUUGGAACAGUUGGAGACCAGUGAAGCCGAAGCAAAACGAAUUGACCAAUAUCUCAGCAGCAGUCAACAGUUCGGCGGGGGUAACCAGGCACAUCCACCUCGAAGGUCAUCUAGCAUGAAGGAAACCUCGACACACCACUAUAGGGAUGGCAGUGAAGACACGGCUUCUAUCGAUUCAGACUUUCCGCCUACUCAUGCCGAUGUUUCAGCGGCACCUUCAGCGAGGAUGGGAUUCCCCGAACGCUCAGCCUCUAUUUCGAACCAUAAGAAGGCCCCUAGUGGCAAUUCCAUCACCAACAAGAUCUUUGGACCGAUACGUCAUGCGAUUCAAGGUGUUGCUGACGUCGAUCCAGAGAGAACACGCCGUGAUGCUAUUGGCAAAACGCGAGAAAGUAUCGAGCAGCUUGAGCAGGCCCAGGUAGCAGCGGAACAAGAUGUGAAGGAUGCAAGUGCCAGCAUCUUGCAAGACCUUAAGAGAUUCCAGAGUGAGAAGGAAGAUGACCUCAAACGCUAUAUGCUUGCCUAUGCUAAGAGCCAGAUCGAAUGGGCCAAAAAGAACAAGGAGACGUGGGAAGAGGCGAAGGCUGAAGUUGACAAGAUUGAUGAGACGUAGAGCGUCCGAGGGCAGGAUUAGGAGUGGACCAACGAACUCGGUGAUUGGGAGCUAGGGUUGUACAGUGGACUGCGCUGUUUUAUAAAAUCACGAUGGUUUCCCUGAUUCGGAAUGGAUAAGUCAAUCAUACGAACAUGCCGCGAAAGAACUCGCGCGUGACCAGACUUCGGUUGACUCGUCUUUGCGGAGUUAGGGGUUCAGUGCGGUUAACUUUUAGGCUUUGUGUUUUGUAGUACGAUCUACACGAUAAAUCGAGUUCAUCGUUUAGUACAUGGCCUUGAAGCUCGGGGUUUACCCGAAAGGUAGGUAGAGAGAAUUUCAGAUUCUUGGGUACCACGCCUCAUUAGAAUCUUCCCUGGCAUGUAAAUGGUGUCACUCUAUUCUUAACUCCUUAUCCACCUACAUAGGUACCUUGGCACAUAUGAACAUUCCACGCCACAUAUAUACUUAUACAGCAAAGUCAAAGUUGCUUGCCUAC
This is a messenger RNA of Hypoxylon fragiforme, 2937 nucleotides long. RefSeq lists its product as uncharacterized. The record is from RefSeq and is a predicted model, not a curated record. Gene Ontology annotation, biological process: retrograde transport, endosome to Golgi. NCBI's taxonomy places the organism in Eukaryota, Fungi, Ascomycota, Sordariomycetes, Xylariales, Hypoxylaceae. Bases 567 to 2459 code for a protein of 630 amino acids. The transcript has 5 exons. Gene Ontology annotation, molecular function: phosphatidylinositol binding.